This is a messenger RNA of Phytophthora nicotianae INRA-310, 1682 nucleotides long. RefSeq lists its product as hypothetical. The transcript is spliced from 8 exons. The record is from RefSeq and is a predicted model, not a curated record. NCBI's taxonomy places the organism in Eukaryota, Oomycota, Peronosporomycetes, Peronosporales, Peronosporaceae. Bases 27 to 1481 code for a protein of 484 amino acids.
UUUCAAUGGAAAAAAAUUAAAUUUUAAUGGUUUUUAUCCCGAUGAAAAACAUAGGUUACACAUUCGGAAUGCGCUCAACAAGCACCCCGUCGAACGCUCCAUCGAGCGAUACACGACCUCUCUCCUCCAAUACGUCGUCGUUGACGUCAAAGGAAUUCAUCAUGGGCCGCAUCAAAGAAAAUUUCGACCUGGAGACGCAGAGCUGUCUCGCGAAAGAUUGCAAUACAUCAUCUGAUGCUGAGGUCAACCGUGGCAAUUCCACUCAGCUGCAGUAUCAGCUACGUCGACUGAGGCGGCGAUGUGCUAAACUGGAGCGAAAAUUGCAGGAAAAGGAGGCUGAUAUUCAGGCCAUGCAAGAGCAGCAGCAGUUGCGAUUCCCACUGCUGGUGCACGAGACAAUGCGCAGUCUGCGCUCGCUAGAUAGCAGUAAAUCCGAGCAAAUAGCAAACCCGUCGGUUCUUUCCCAUUCUGUGAUAAGCAGCAUCGCGCAAGAUAGAAUAGAUACGGAUGCUCGCAUCCACGAGUACGAGCAGCAGAUUGCUGAGUUGUACGAAGAGAACCAGCAGGAAAAACUUAAGAACGAAAUGUUGAGCGAAUGCCUUCGCGAUCAAAAGCAUGCCAAGGCGAAGUUGAUGAAGGCUUGCAAACACGUUAAACAGGAGCUUCAAGCUAUGAAAGAUAGCGGAUUAAGUCAAAUGUUGGUGGAUAUUGAGGCGCGUUGUGACGCUUUGGAAAAGGAGAAAGCUCAGAUAACGAAAGAGCUUUUAACCGAGCGCGCUUUGCGUGCAGAGCAAGAAUCCCAGCAAAAGAUUACCUCUAAUCAACUUGAUGAUUUAGUUCUGGAAUCAACCAGAUGGGAAGAUAUUGUUACUAGAAAAAAUGAACAGCUACAACAGUCACGGGAUCAAAUAUGUGAGCAACAGCUGACGAUUGAGAACUUGAAAGCUGACUUGAAAGGUGUGGAGCAAACGUUUAGCCGUCCUCGUGAACUAUGUCGAGAAGAUGAACAAGAAGAGAUGGAGCAAUUAAAAUCGACUCUCAGCAUACAAAGGACAAAAAUUGAAGAGGUUCAACGAGAACUGCAACGGCAAAAAACUGAGAACGACUUUUUACGCCAUCGAUUGGCUUCCCUGCACGGAGAAAGGCAAUAUCUAGAUGAUAAUUCCUCGUGUGCAUCUACAGAAACAUACGAUAAGGUGCUGAUCCAGGUUCGGUUUAUAAAGAAGAGGCUGUGCGCACUAAGGGCACUGGUACAAACGUACGAAGAAACAAAUACCCUCGACAUCAACUUGCUCAGCGAAGAGGAGUUGUUUCGCAAAAAUUUUCCCGAUAACGAUACAGUCGCUGCUCGAUCAUGUAAAGAAUAUGCGAUGCAGCUUUCCGGGGGUAUCUUGGAAGCGGCUCGAUAUGUGUCAGAGCUGCAGCAGGUAGUUGAAGAUGCUUCUGCUCGAUUAUUGGGUAGUACUUGCGCGUUGCAGUAGUUGCGAGUGGGCUAUGCUGUGAAUGCCAUUAUCGCGUCUCACUUUAAUAUCGGGAUCAUAUCACCGGGAGCCAAAUUCAAACUACACGUAUGAUGCCCUAUAUCCUCUUGUGGACUCUCUUGCGCGUCCCCAUAUCCAUUACUUGAUCGUAGCAAUAUAAUUUCGAAGGCCUCAACCGAAAUUAUGCUUGAUAUUAAACAC